Pelodiscus sinensis (Chinese soft-shelled turtle) is the source of this 778-nucleotide messenger RNA. NCBI's taxonomy places the organism in Eukaryota, Metazoa, Chordata, Testudines, Trionychidae. The record is from RefSeq and is a predicted model, not a curated record.
GGAAGGCAGUUUACAGCUUACAAAAGCCACAAGCACUUGCUGCUGCAGCUACUGCUUCUAUUCUGCUAGAAGGAUACUGGUGCCCGGCUUCUCCUUGUGUUAGAGAGCAAUACUGGUAAAAUGACUCAGGAGUUUGUGCAGAGCAAAAUCAAAUCUGAUACAGUGGCUGUUUUUAUAAAACCAACUUGUCCUUAUUGCCAAAGUGCGAUGAGACUGCUCAGCAAAUAUCCCUUCAAGAAAGGCCACCUGGAAUUCAUUGACAUCACAACCCAAAAUGAUAUGACUGGCAUUCAGAACUAUUUCCAGCAGACAACUGGUGCAAGAACAGUCCCCCGGGUAUAUAUUGGAGAAGUCUGCAUUGGUGGCUAUUCUGAUCUGGCUGCUUUAGAAGAGCAGGAAAAACUCUCUCAAGAGCUAAUGCAAAUCGGUGCACUACAAUAACCGAAAGGUACUUGUAUGCCUAAUGUUCUCAGCAUGGCCCUCGAGUCCUUAAGUGUGUGGAGAGAAGUGUUGGUGGACUCUAUGAACAACUUUGUUCCCUCUAACAGAAGGUCUUCCACUGUGGACUGGACAUCUUUUGGGAAGCCUGACAGUUGUAACCAUGAUGAUCUUCUCAUAACUACAGCCACUAAGGCAGUUGCACCUUGCAGCAGUGUCUGUUGCGUCCAGUGCUGUCUAUAGGGCUGUUCUAGCAGUUAAUGCCCCCUCUUUCAUGGUGGCCCUGUAUUGCUCCUUUUUGUUGUCAGGAAUCUCUUUAAUAAAGGUUGACAGUUGAUCA